AAUAAAAUCAUAGAAACGCGAGGCAAGAAAGAAAAAAAGUUGAAAAUAAGCCGACAGGGAAGGAGUUGAGGAAGUCGACAGAAACUGCGACGGAUGAAUAUGGAUCGAAAAGAUAAACAAAAUCCACAAGGUCAAACAGCUCGGAUUCUGGUAGAAUUUUUGGAAGCUGCCAUCACCUCCGUUAUCUUCCUCAAAGGAGUCUACCCAAAUGGGGCGUUUGAGAGGCGGCGUUACAUGAAUCUUGUGGUGCAUAAAGCUCGGCAUCCUGAGCUGAGAGACUAUAUUCACUCCUCUGUCACUGGCCUCCUUCCUUUUAUCCAAAAGGGACAAGUGGAGAGAGUUGCAGUUAUUUUGUUUGAUAGCAAAAGUGUUCCUUUUGAGAGAUUUGUGUUCAAGAUAGAUGUGAACCAGUCUUAUGGUUCAAUGGUGGAAGAAGCUGAGCUGGAGUUCUCACUUAGGUCUUUCUUCAUCAAGCUUCCCAUUUCACAAUCUCUGACCCAGACUCUUCCUCAAGAUUGCAGGUGGGAAAUAACAGCUUACUUUCGCUCUCUCCCGCAUAGUAGUACAAGUAAGGAUGCAGGUAUAUGGGUUCCAACAGACACCAAGCAAUGGCAACAGCCUCCGCUGAUUAUACCUAUCAAGUCAAUGAGGAUUGAACCUCUUGGAGUGCAGCUGUAUGUAGAGCAUCCAACUCUCUAUGAACAAAAAAUUUAACAAGGGAUCUUCUCUCUGCCGUUUUUCUCAAUGUCAUUUGAUUGAUAUACAAUGUUGAGGCAUUUCAAAUGGCUGUAAGAAAUUGCCUUUUUUA
Messenger RNA from Ipomoea nil (Japanese morning glory), 808 nucleotides. RefSeq names its product DNA polymerase zeta processivity subunit. The transcript has 5 exons. NCBI's taxonomy places the organism in Eukaryota, Viridiplantae, Streptophyta, Magnoliopsida, Solanales, Convolvulaceae. The record is from RefSeq and is a predicted model, not a curated record. Gene Ontology annotation, cellular component: zeta DNA polymerase complex. Bases 94 to 714 code for a protein of 206 amino acids.